AUGGAAUCUCCUCUUCAAAGAGCGGCGGAGGUAAGCAAGGAGCAUCCAAAACCUGAUAUUACGUUUUCCUAUGGAACGGCUGGAUUCCGCAUGCGAGCAGACCAUCUCGACUCUGUUAUGUACCGAAUGGGUCUUCUCGCUGUUCUUCGCUCGAAGGCAAAAGAAGGAAAAGUUAUCGGCGUGGUUGUUACUGCUUCGCAUAACCCUGUUCACGACAAUGGAGUCAAGCUGGUGGAUCCUCUUGGUGAAAUGCUUCAGCCAUCAUGGGAGAAGCACGCAUCGGAGCUAGCAAACGCGGAAGAUAUUGUCGAGGUUCUGAGGGGGGUGGUGGAAGAGCACAGCAUCGAUUGGAACGUUCCUGCGAAGGUUUUUAUCGCUCGAGACACGAGACCUAGCGGAGUGGAAUUUGUGAAGGCUUUGUUGGAUGGAGUACAAGCUUUGGGUGGAUCUGGUCGGGAUUAUGGUGAGAGCUUCUUGUUGUCUUGCAAAGAGAACGCACCCCUCCCCCGCCCCUUUUGAUAAUGAGGCAUGAAUAGUCUAGCAACGUGAAUAGGCCUCUCCCCUUCCGUGAUAAAAUACAAGUGACACAGUUAAAGUAGAUAGAUCGAUAGACACUUAAUCUAACCAUGGUAGUUUUAUCAGCUUCCGUCGCUGGUUUAUGCAUCAGUCAAUUGCAAUUCCAGCUGCGCCCAGCUUCCACCCCCCCUUCCCUGGGCAACUGCGGUGCAUUUGCGCGCCUUGUCAGUCCCGGGGGUGGGGCCUUGACACACAAGUGGUUAGCUAUAAAACAUGGAAAAUUUCGGAGGUAACGAUCUUCAGUUUGUGGCAGAUUGGCUUGUCCAGCAAGGGCUAGGAAAAAUUUUCGACUUUUUUAAAGGUAUGUUUUCUUCAUUUUAAUAUUUUCUUGCUCUUAAAAACCAGAAUUUCAAAGCAAAUAUCAAGAUCAGGAGCUUUGAUCACAUUUCGCAACAAGCCGCAUUUGAUUCAUUCUUUAUGGUAUUAAAAUGCCGGGUUUUGGCAAUAUUAAAGGUUUGUAAAUUUAAAAUGAAGAACCAUAACAUGUAUAAUUAAAAACGUUUACGCAUUUCUCACAUCAGGCCGCAAUUUUAGUGGUGUUUUGGCGGAUGAGUGAUUUUUAUCAUACAAGGAUGGAUCAAGGAUUUUUCUUGGGAGCGGGUGCACCACUAAGGAAUGGCGUAACUGACUGGUGACGUAAAGAGCAGCUGGAAUUGACUGUAGAUGCAUUACAUAGGAGCCAUGCAUUAAAAUAUUAAUAUAAAUAUCCAUCAGAGUUUUUAGUUUCUAAAUGUGAAAAAAUAUAUGUGAAACUAAAAGGGUAAAUCUGUGAAAAAAAUUCUGCAUUGGUACAGCUCAAACCUUUCUUUCCAAGUGGACAUCUUUGUUCAGCUGACAAUCAGGCAUCUACUUACUGGUAAUACAGUUAUCGAUUAAGAAAAUUACUGCCAAAUAGUAAAUUAGAGUGUAAUAGAGCGGUUUUCACUUGACUGUCGAAAGGGAUUGGUUUUGGUUUUGGUUUUGGUUUUACUACGCCCUUUGGUUGGCUAGUGUAUUUACUUUGGAUUUGGUUUUACGACAGUCAAGUGAAAACCGCUCUAUUGUGUAUUAGUCUAUGAUCUCCAUGUAUUUCAUGGGUUAAGUAAAAUCACUCCAAUAAUCCAGAACAUACCCUAUUUUAUCAUGAUCAUACAAACUCUCCAGACUAUGACCUUCACUACAUUUCCUCAAAGAAUCAGUAAGAGAAUCUGAUGAAAGAUCAAAGCAAUUUUCUCUGUUUGAUCAUUUUAUUUAUUCCCAUAACCUUUUCCCUCGUGUUUCUAUGGAUAUUAUUAGGAGAAAACUGAUUAUGGUCACUUUUGGGACUUUAAGGGGUAAUAUUGAUUCACAAAUUAACUGAUCACCCUUUUGUGUCAGGUGUUUUAAGCACUCCUCAGUUGCAUUACAUGGUCAGAUGCCAAAACACUGAAGGUGAAUAUGGUGAAGCAACAGAGGAAGGUUACUAUAACAAAAUCUCAAAUGCCUUCCUGGAUCUGAGGUCACUGUGUGGGAACACAGGUGUCCCUGUGAUCAAGCUGGAUGGUGCAAAUGGUGUAGGAGCACUCAAAGUCAAGAUGCUGGCCAAACAACUGAAGGGCACUUUGUCGCUUGUAAUUUGCAAUGAUGGUUCAAGUGGAAAGUUAAAUGAGAAGUGUGGUGCUGAUUACGUGAAGCUUUACCAGUGUGCUCCUGAUGGCAUGGACAUCAACCCAGGUGAUCGAUGUGUGACAUUCGAUGGUGAUGCUGAUAGAGUGUUGUAUUUUUACUAUGAUAAAGAUCACAAGUUCCACUUGCUUGAUGGGGAUAGAAUUGCAACCCUUGUAGUUGGAUAUUUGAAAGAAAAACUGGACAAAACAGGUGUUGUGCUUGAUAGAGGCUUGGGAAUUGUCCAAACUGCCUAUGCCAAUGGUAAUUCCACAUCCUAUGCUGAAAGCACCCUUGGAGUGCCUGUGGCAUGCACCAAAACAGGUGUGAAGCACGUUCACCACAAAGCUGAAGAAUUUGACAUUGGGGUAUAUUUUGAAGCAAAUGGCCAUGGAACUGCGUUGUUUACAAACGAUGUUGUGAGGAAGAUGAAGGCUGUUGUCCAAGACACAGAUACCAGCACAGAGAGGUCUAAAGCUGCCAAACAAGUCUUAAGCUUGAUAGGUUUAGUCAACCAAACUGUUGGUGAUGCUAUGAGUGACAUGCUGGUAGUGGAAAGCAUCCUCCAUGAAAAAGGCUGGAGUUUGGAAGAUUGGGCUGCUGUGUACACAGAUCUCCCUAACCGGCAACGCAAAGUCGCUAUCAAGAAUCGCAAUGUCAUUGAAACAACAGAUGCUGAAAGGAAGGUUACAGCCCCCCAGGGUCUUCAAGAUGAAAUUGAUAAGCUUGUUUCUGGGUACAAGAAUGCAAGAUCCUUUGUGCGACCAUCUGGUACUGAGGAUAUAGUACGUGUAUAUGCUGAGGCCGAUACGCGAGAAGCUGCUGAUUCUUUGGCAUUGGCUGUCAGCCAGAAAGUUUAUGAUUUAGCUGGUGGUAUUGGGGAUAGGCCAUAAUAAUAAUAAAUUUUAAUUGGAACCUAAUUUUUUUUCUAUUUUUUCUGUGAUGUUAGCUCUGUCAUGACCAGACAGGUUGAAUAUCAAAUUAUAACAGUUGAGAAAUAAUUAUUGGAGGGUUCUUAAUACAUGACACUUUAAAAAAUUUUUUAGUUAUUGAA
Porites evermanni is the source of this 3253-nucleotide messenger RNA. The record is from the annotation of a GenBank genome assembly. Lineage: Eukaryota; Metazoa; Cnidaria; Anthozoa; Scleractinia; Poritidae.